UUUGUAGCUAAAUACUUAAAUGAAGUACACCACCCAAAUUUGAAAUCUUUUGUUUAGAGCACAUCCAAUUUUUGACCUCCUUCCAAGAAAGGUCAUGAUCUGGGUUUGCUAGUUCAUCUCACCAAGGUCAUGAUCUUUCAUUGCUCUAGCCUCUAAGCACUCUGAUUUAUUAUUUGCUCCAUAUUUUUCAUUCCAUACCCACUUGAAUCAAUCAUUCACGUACGACAUGCGUGAAGGAUAAGAAUAACCAGUAUCAACAUUAUCUUUCAUUAUUCUUGUUUCUGAAUUCAAACAAACAUGGCAGAUCGAUCAUUUAAACGUUUUGUUGAACAAGAACUAGGAAAGUUUCCACACUUCUUGAUCUUCACCAUGCUUGAAUGGGUGAUGAUAAUUAUGCUAUUCAUUGAUGGGUUUCUUGCAUUUGUUGCCAAUGAAUUUGCCAAGCUUUUUGAAUUGCAAGUCCCUUGCCUGCUUUGCACAAGAAUUGCUCAUGCAUUGGUCCACAGAGACCCUGAAUUCUACUACAAUGAUUGGAUGUGUGAAGCUCAUAAGAAAGAUGUUUCCUCUCUGGCAUAUUGCCACAAUCACAAGAAAUUGUCAGAUGUAAGAAAGAUGUGUGAAGGUUGCCUUUUUUCAUUUGCAAUAGAAAAAGACUCUGAUUGCAUCAAGCACAAGCCUGCAGUUGAGAUUUUGAAUAAAGAUCUCGAGUGCUCUGUUGGGGAUGAUAGCCAAAUGCCUUUAAGUUUGACUGCAGGAAAAAAUGAUGAUUUUGUGCAUGCUGAGAAGAGUAGCAUCCGCUAUUGUUCAUGUUGUGGAGACCCUUUGAAAAUGAAAUCAUCAUAUUCAAAGGGAAAAGGUGCCAAUGCAUACUCACUAAGUCCCACUCCUUCACCACGAGCACCGUUUGUGACAUUAUCAAGGGAGACUUGCAGUCUGAAUUCGCCGCGCACUCGAUAUGCAAAAUCCAAAUUUAUUUCUGAACAUGACUCAGCUCCUGAAGAUGGCUCGAAUGGAUUCAUUCCCGACACUCAAGUUAGGGAAGAUGCCAAGGCUACUACAGUUUUGUUAUUGACAGAAUCUGAGGAUUUGAAUGGCAAUGCCUCCAAGAGCCCCAACUUUGGUAGAGGGAACAGAUUCUUUGGAAUUUCACCAACAAAUUCACCCACUAACAGUCCUAGGUUUGGUACUAGGAGUUCAAGGAAGUCUCCACUUGGAAAAACAAUGUUUGCUUCAGGGUGUACUGAGGAAAAUCUGCCAAUUAUUGAAGCCGAUGGUGAUUACAUUUUGCAUCAUUUGAAGAGACAGGUUCACUUGGAUCGCAAGUCGUUGAUUGCUUUGUACAUGGAAUUGGAUGUAGAAAGAAGUGCUUCAACUGUUGCAGCUAACAAUGCAAUGGCCAUGAUCACCAGAUUACAAGCAGAAAAGGCAGCUGUUCAGAUGGAAGCCUUGCAGUAUCAAAGAAUGAUGGAGGAGGAGGCAGAGUAUGACCAAGACGUCCUACAAGAAACGAUUGAUUUGCUUGCCAAGAGAGAGGAAGAAAUCAGGGUUUUAAAGGAUGAAAUUGAGGAAUAUAGAGAAAAAUAUGGAAGCCUAAGAAAAGAUGGUUUCGAGAGAGUCGUUGAAGUUGAGGCGAAUGAGGAUUACCUAGAGUAUAUAUCAAAACCAUACUCAUCUUACAGUGCAAAAUCUGAAAGUUGCAGUUCCAAUUCUAGUGUCAAUGAAGGGGAGAUUAAUGGAGAGGAUGCAUAUGGACCUGGUACACAAAGUGAAUCCUUGAAAGAAUUCAAAGGGGAGGAAACACAUCCUCUCAGAAGGCUUAAAAAUUUGGAGAAGAGAAAUCACUUCCUAUCAGAAAAUGGAGCUCUUUCCUCAGAGUCUAGCUCUAACCGUGUUGAGGAAACAAAUGAUGAGACAGGAAAGCAAAGAAAAUCUAUCCUAACAAAAGAAUUAUCUCAUCUUAGUCAAAGGGUAAAGGACCUUGAAGCAGAUAAUGGAUUCCUAGAGCAUGCUGCUCAGACACUCGAGAAACAUAGUGAAGGGGCAAGACUUCUGAUAGAGAUAUCUCGAAAUAUGCGUAAACUUCGGCAAUUGGUGACAAUGAAUCUUGAAGAGAAUGAUGAUUCAUUCUUAGCCUAAUCUUUUUAUGGUGAAAUAGCUUUAAGAUUGCAUUGCCCUUGAUGUCUGCAAAAGCUUCAAAUUUUGAAUGCAACCUAUCGAUUGACUUUGGUUUAGUGCAUGGGACGACAGAGAAUGAGAAAAGUGCUUUAAAGAUUGUAUUAGGCACUAGAAUUAGAAAAAAGUUAUUUGUUGCUGAGCUGGACUAAAAUCUGUGCUACUUCUAUUACAAGGGAGCUGAGAGACUUUUGGUGAUGUCAAGUAAGGUAGAAAGGAAACACAGAUAUUCAUAUCUGAUGAGGGAUCCAUAAAAAGUGGAUAACCAAAAAGCCUAUUGAGCCCAAUGAGUUGCUUGGAGUAUUAUUGUUUAUCCCUUUAAGAUUGGAUGCUUUUGAAUCCAAAUCUUUUGUUUUAUAAUUGAUAGAAUGUUUUCUAUUUUGGUGUAAGACUAAUGCUAACUAUAUUAUGCUUGCACAUUGUCUUGUAUAUUUUACUACUGUAACGUUCUAAUAGAAAGUCCAAACCACAUGACCUAUAUUCUAAAAUGACUAGUCAAUGAUACAAUUAAAGCCU
This is a messenger RNA of Juglans regia (Persian walnut), 2688 nucleotides long. Its product is annotated as probable myosin-binding protein 5. NCBI's taxonomy places the organism in Eukaryota, Viridiplantae, Streptophyta, Magnoliopsida, Fagales, Juglandaceae. The transcript has 4 exons. Gene Ontology annotation, molecular function: myosin binding. The record is from RefSeq and is a predicted model, not a curated record. The coding region runs from base 298 to 2136 and encodes 612 amino acids.